Clupea harengus (Atlantic herring) is the source of this 5089-nucleotide messenger RNA. RefSeq names its product NLR family CARD domain-containing protein 3-like. Gene Ontology annotation, molecular function: protein binding; metal ion binding. The record is from RefSeq and is a predicted model, not a curated record. NCBI's taxonomy places the organism in Eukaryota, Metazoa, Chordata, Actinopteri, Clupeiformes, Clupeidae.
GAAGUGAAUGACAAGACUGCUAAAGGGGAACUAAAGCCUUUCCACAGAAAGACGCUGGCUGCAAAAACAAAAACAAAAAAGCAUAAUUAGGAUAACCUACAUGUAAACCAUUGACAAAGAAAUAACAUUAUGGAAAGAGAGAAAGAAAGAAUGUGCUUGCACAAAUGGGCAUCGGGUCUGCAUUAAAUGACCAAUUUAUAAUUGCACUUUGUGAAGCCUUCACAGCGAAGUUUAAAUUGGAUUGCGAGUGCACAUGAACCUGACAAUAAAAGUUUUAUGGAUAGACUCAUAAAUCGGCGACAGUGAAUAAAAAAAAACAUUGGAGGCGUUAACAUCCUACAUGGGCGGAUUAUGCAAUAGUUCUUCAACCUAAAUCGAAAACCGUGGACGCAACCUGCGUCCUAAAGUUUCGUUGCUAUUUCAAUUGUGUGAUAAUAGUUCAAUGAGUACUGAAAGCAACUGAACAAGAUACAAGACUUCAGCAAUGGAAAGAGGAUUGGGCUCUCCUCUGACCCAGGAUCAGUCCAGGUGUGGAGUGUGUGAGCAGGUACUGAGGGACCCAGUCAUCACCACCUGUGGACACAGUUUCUGCAAGCAGUGCAUCAGCAGCUGCUGGGCUGGGGCUGACCCACCUGGAGGCGCUACCUGUCCCAGGUGUGCAGGCCAACGCAGUGCCCAGUCUCAACCACCAGGGGCAAACUAUGCUCAGGGAUGCAUUGACCCAGGCCAAGCAAGAGCUCCUGUCGUGAGCUCCACCACCACAGCUGAAGGUGGAAGCAGCAUCUUUAACCCCUCGUUGGCUGGCUGUAAUAUCUAUGGACCGGUUACAUUCAACAGUGAAACACACUCCACCAUUGGCGGAAGAAGAUGGUCAGAGAAAGAACCAGAUGGAGCUAUUCUACAGGAAGUACUCACUGACCAUAAGAGUAGGAUGAAGAAGCGUUUCGAGUGCAUAUUUGAAGGUAUUGAAAUGAAAGCAAACAAGAAGCUGCUCAACAAAAUCUACACAGCGCUCUACAUCACAGAGGUAUACAGUGAAGGCAUGGACAAUGAACAUGAAGUCUGGCAACUCGAAACUGCAUUCAAGAAGCAGAAAGCACAAGAUAAACCUAUCAACUGUAAUGACAUCUUUAAACCUUUUCCUGGAGAAAAUGGGCACAUUCGAGUCGUUCUGACUAAAGGUGUGGCUGGCAUCGGGAAGACCGUCUCCGUUCAGAAGUUUGUUCUCGACUGGGCGGAUGGAAAAGCCAACCAGAACAUCCGCUUCAUGUUUGUGUUCCCUUUCCGAGACCUACAUUCUGUGAAAGAGGCGCACAGCCUCCAAACGCUCAUACUUGGAUUUCACCCGGAACUUAAAAACCUGGACGCCCCCGAUAAGUACUAUGACGAUGACCGAACCAUUUUGAUUUUCGACGGCUUGGACGAGAGCCGACUGCCACUGAACUUCCAAGACAAUGAAGCUUUCUUUGAUGUAAGCAAAGUGUCGUCAGUGGACGCGCUGAUCACAAAUCUCAUUCAGGGGAAUCUGCUUUCCUCAGCCCUCGUGUGGAUCACCACACGGCCUGUGGCAGCUUGUCAGAUCCCCAUCAAGUACGUCCACCAAGUGACGGAAGUCCGAGGCUUCAGUGAGCUUCAAAAAGAGGAGUACUUCAGGAAGAGAUGUGAAGACGCCGCACAAGCGGAGAAAAUCAUUGCUCACUUCAAGACAUCCAGAAGCCUCCAGGUCAUGUGCCACAUUCCCGUCUUCUGCUGGAUUGCCGCCACCGUUUUCCAGCAGAUCCUGAGGAGGACGAAGGACAACAGCGAAAUACCCAAGACACUGACGCAGAUGUAUGCCCACUUCCUGCUCAUCCAGACAAGCAUCAACGAUCAAAAGUACCAUGGGGGACGUGGGGGAACGGACAGGGAGGGACUCCUGGUGUCUCACAGGGACGCCGUCCUGAAGCUGGCAGAGCUGGCCUUCAAACAAACGAUGAAGGGGAACAUCAUGUUCUACGAGGAUGACCUGAGAGAGUGCAGCAUCGACGUUGACGAAGCCUCUGUGUACUCGGGGAUGUGCACUGAAAUCCUAAAAGAAGAAUCAGUGUUUUAUCAGCAGAAGGUCUACUUCUUCGUGCACCUGAGCAUCCAGGAGUUUCUGGCUGCCUUUCAUGCCUUCGUGGCCCACACAAACGGGAACUUCAAGGAGCUGCAGCCCCUUCUGCGAGUACGAGGCUCCAAAGGUCGAACCCAAGGUGAACUUCCCCUCACACAGUUCCUCAAGGAAACCCUGUAUACCGCUUUGAACAGCAAAAAUGGCAACCUGGACCUUUUUCUGCGCUUCCUCCUUGGCAUCACUCUCGAGUCCAACCAGAAGCUCCUUCAGGGACUGCUGCCGCGACAGCAGAGAAGCACUGAGGCCAUCAACGACAUGAUCCAGUACAUCAAGACCUACAGGGGCAAGGACUUCUCCCCCGAGAGGUGCAUCAACCUCUUCCACUGCUUGGUGGAGAUGAACGAUCACUCAAUGCACACAGAGAUCCAUGAGUACCUGCAGUCUGAGGGCUCCAGGAAGCCGCUCUCGUCCUCCUUCUGUUCUUCCUUGGCCUAUGUGCUGCUCAUGUCUGAGGAAGUGCUGGAGGAGUUCAACUUGAGGAAGUACAACACAUCGUCAGAUGAAGGGAGGAAGAGGCUGGUGCCUGUGGUGAGAUGUUGCAGAAAGGCUCUACUUGCUGCGUGUAACCUCAAUAAGACGUCUUGUGAGAUCGUGGCAUCUGCUCUGCAGUCUGCAGACUGCCACCUGGUGGAGUUGGACCUGGGCAAAAAUGACCUGCUGGAUGCAGGAGUCGACUGUGUCUUUGACUCAAUGCUGAGUACUCACUGCAAGCUGGAGAUACUGAGAGUCCCUGAGUGUAAGGUGACUGAGACGUCCUGUGGGAGUCUGCGGGUCGCCCUCCAAUCACAACUGUGCCACCUCAGAGAGCUGGACAUGAGUGGCAAUGAGCUGAAGGAUUCAGGGGUGAUGUCGAUAUGCAAGGGAUUAAAGAAUCCACACUGCAAGCUUAAGACACUUAGACUGGCAUGCUGUGGCCUGACUGAGGUGUCCUGUCGAGGCCUUGGCCCUGUCCUCCAGUCCCCUGGCUCAACUCUGAGGGAGCUGGACCUAACGGAAAAUGACCUGAGGGACUCAGGGACCAAGCUUCUGGCAACUGGACUAGGGAGUUCACAGUGUAAACUUGAGAAACUGAAGCUACUUGGCUGUCUUAUCUCCGAGGAAGGCUGCCUUUCCCUGGCCUCAGCCCUGAAGUCAAACCCCUCUCACCUGCUUGAGCUGGAUCUGAGCUACAACCACCCUGGGGAUAUGGGAGCGGAGCUGCUUACUGUUAGACGGAUCGAUCCCGGCUCCAAACUUCCAGAGAUCAAUGUUGAUCAUGGUGCAGCUUGCAGGUUGAGAUCUGGACUGCGAAAAUAUGCCUGCAAGCUUAGCUUCGACCCAAACACGGCCCACAGAAAACUCUCCCUCUCAGAGGACAACAGGAACGUGGAGUGCACCAUGCGAGAACAGCCCUAUCCAGACCACCCAGAGAGAUUUAGCACCUGGCAGGUCCUUUGCAGAGAACCCCAGUCUGGACGCUCCUACUGGGAGGUCGAGCGAAGUGGUUGGUAUGGAGUUGUUGUCGGAGUGUCGUACAAAGUCACAGAAGGGCGGAUGCAGCAUAAUAAGAUCGGCUACGACGACUGGUCGUGGAGCCUGGCUUGCUACGAUAACAGGUUCACGGCCAGGCACAACAAACGGCGUACUAACAUACCUGCCCCCGUGCUCAACGCACACCGAAUAGCAGUGUACCUGAACUGGCCCGCGGGCCUCUUGUCUUUCUUCAGUGCCGCCGAAGGUACAUUGACUCACUUGCACACGUUCUAUUCGAGAUUCUCCGAGCCGCUUUACCCGGCGCUGAGGUUUAUCUUUGCUGGCUCGUCUGCAUCCAUCUGUGAGUUAGCCUAGCAGCUGAACGUUGUGCUUUGACAUCCGUCAAGUAGCCUAGCAGUUGAACGUUGUGCUUUGACAUCUGUGAGUUAUAGCCUAGCAGCUGAACGUUGUGCUUUAAACGUACUUUUGUUGCUUUUUUGCAGCUCACAGUCAGGGCGUUUGCAUGCACAUACAAAAAGAAGCUGAUUGACCAGUUGACUUACUGACAGAAAACGCUAUUGCUUCGCUUCCAUUUUGUAGCCAUGUAGAAUACACUGACGUCCUGAUGAGAUUAACACUGUCUUUACCCAUUUGCUGUACUUCAUAGAUGUAUUUACUUAUUUUAUCUAAAACCCAAAUGGCAACAUUCAGUUGGGAUUUUAUUGGGUCUUUUGUUACUUUUUAUGAGCCUGAAAGCCAAAGGUAAAACGGGAAUUACUACCAGUGAGUAUCUUGAAGUCAAUGGAAUAAGGACAUCAUGUAGCCAUUUUGUGAUAGUGGACAUUAGUUGAUGGUUUUUUUUUUUUACUAUACACAUUGUACAUACUUGUAAAUAUUCUCCACAUUUGUGUUUUAUAGUGUAAAUAAAAUGUUCAAAUUUAUAGUUGCCUACAGUAACUGUAGUCUGCAAGUCGCAUAAAUCACGUAUUACUAGAUGAACUAUGAAGUGAUGUAUUAUUGUACAAGUUGAUGCAAACAUAUUUGUCCUCUUUUGUUGUGAUUGACACCAAACACAUUUGACUAUUUCUACCACAAUGAACUAUGAAUAAACUGCUGUCAUGGACUCAUGUAUUCAAACAGGAGUUAUGAUUCUACGUAAAACAGGAUAGGGUUUAUCAUUGAAAAACAAGUUAUCCAGGCAGGAGUCGUGAUUCUUUAGCAAGUUGUUCAGACAGCAAUUACAAUAUUCUUAACAAAAUUAUACAGUUAAAAGUUUCUUUAGCAAGUUUUCCAAACGAGAAUCAAGAUUUUUAAACAGGUUAUUCACACAGGAGCUCAGAAUAACGAAAACUGAAGCUCAAAGUGAACCAGAAACAAGGGCAAUGUCUUCAACUUGUGUACAGACAGUCUUGUUUGAACUGUUUGUUCAUGCCUAAACAGGUCCUGCCAGUAUACUGUUGAUAUGAUCAGAGACAGUGCAGU